UAGAGUCUCUGUUCUUCUUAACGUGAGUCUCAAUGAUGCUGCUGGUUCAGUCUGAGCUUUGGCACUCUGGUGUGGACAAACAGGUCAGGAUUUUCUCAUAGGAUAAAACUGCGGUAAAAUAAUGGAGGCAUGGCCUUUGUGGAAUGAAACAACCUCGCAUUAUGAGACUGUCACGGACACCCUGUUCUUCAUCUUCAACUACACAGUCUUAACGCUGACAUUAAUGCUGGGCUUGCCAGGGAACUUGUGGGUUUGUUGGGUUGUUUUCAGGACAAAGAGUCUGCAGACGUGCAACAACGCCCUGUUGGUCAGUCUGGCCGCCAGCGACCUGUUGAAGUGCUCCGUGGACACCCCACUGCUGCUCUUCUCCUUCCUGCGCUACGGAAAGGACAGCCAGGUGUGUGUGUCUGUGUGCACCCUGCAGCAGUUCACCUACGCGCUGUGCAGCUGCGUCCAGCUUCUCACGCUGGUCAGCAUCAGCGUGGAGCGCUACCAAGCCAUCGCGUUUCCUUUCCAAACCGAGGGGAGGAGGGCGAGGGUCUGUGUCUGGAUCAUGUCCAUCUGGGCAUGCGGCCUCAUUCUGGCUGUCAUCUCUCUGACUCUGUCCCAAGACGCGCUUCUAUACAUGCUGUGUCGUCCACACGUUGCUGCCCACGGGGACGAGCGUCUUCAAUACGGUGAUCCAUUUGGCCCCUAUGUCCUAGUACCGGUCUGGGGUCUGUCUCUGACUGUGAUCAUUUUCCACUACCUGCGGAUAUUCAGAGUUGUAAGGCAGCACCAAAAGAAAGUUUUCAGCCGAGGAGUCCAACUAAAGCCCACGGUGUCUGAGCACGCGUGGGGAUGGCUGAGUGUCCCAGCUUCAGCACCACCAGCCUCCCUUAACUCUCUGGCCAGUGUUGGUUCCAGGAACCAGAUGCCUCCGCGUAGGACGGUGCUCUUGGUGGCCGAAGCGAGUGCUCCCAUAGCGGGCCCCUCCACGGGAACGGCGCCGGAGAGACCUCCAGAGAUUGUGGGUGCUGUAUGUCUUCUCACACCAGGUGCCAGGGAGCGUGGGAAAAAACAGAUAGAGGGGAAGCUGGCCAAACGUUUCGGGUAUAUAAUCAUUGCGUUCACGCUUUUCUGGGUGCCAAUGGUAGUCAUUCUGCUGAUGAACGUCAUCUCGUGGCAGGACACGGACAAAUUGCUGAUGGAGCUGGAAACAUCAGCGAUUGUGCUGACCUGUGUGCAGGCUGCAGUGGAUCCACUCAUCUACACUUUAGUCACCAGACAGUUUCGCUCUGAGCUCAGCAAGAUACUCUCCUCCAUCCCAGGGUGUCCCUUUAAAUUGAAGGCGUGAAGGUUCACCGCUUAAACAUUCGGGUCACACAGACUGCACCCUGGGGAACUGAAAAUAAGCUGAUUUUAAAAACUUGCACAAAGUGAUUCAGAGGCAGGUGAAGAAGAGAGCCCACAGGUUUGUAUUUGUGGCAGAUAUAGAUGUUUUAUCAGGCGUUUCACAGUCGGGACACAAGACAAGGUUCAUAAAUAAUAUCCAACACCUGACAAGAUACGCACAGCAGUAGUCUCAACAACGACAGGUGGCAUAGGAGGGCAAAGCAAAGAGUGAGAGGGAAACAGAGUCCAGAGAGAAGACAAUCAAAGGAGAAUAUAACAGAGACAAACACAAUCACAGACCUCUGCUUUUGCUGUUUGUAAAUCAAUCCUAUGACACUUUGAACAGAAAUUUGUGACCUAAUAAUUCAAACGGUGUCAUUUCAAAGUGCAGCUGUCACAAAAAUGUCCUGAAACAGAGAAGCAGAAAAUAAAAAAGUCAUUUAAAUGCAGGGAGCCUCACCUCUGCCUUUAGACUUAUGUUGUAGUUCAGACUCUUGUCAGACUUGAUGCUGUGAAUAUGAAGUCGAUGUCUUCAACCUCUCUUUAAAAUCACACUGAAAAAGC
This is a messenger RNA of Cheilinus undulatus (humphead wrasse), 1938 nucleotides long. Its product is annotated as 5-hydroxytryptamine receptor 1-like. Bases 122 to 1336 code for a protein of 404 amino acids. The record is from RefSeq and is a predicted model, not a curated record. Gene Ontology annotation, cellular component: membrane. Lineage: Eukaryota; Metazoa; Chordata; Actinopteri; Labriformes; Labridae. The transcript has 2 exons. Gene Ontology annotation, biological process: G protein-coupled receptor signaling pathway. Gene Ontology annotation, molecular function: G protein-coupled receptor activity.